Diaporthe citri is the source of this 1767-nucleotide messenger RNA. RefSeq lists its product as uncharacterized. The coding region runs from base 1 to 1767 and encodes 588 amino acids. The record is from RefSeq and is a predicted model, not a curated record. Lineage: Eukaryota; Fungi; Ascomycota; Sordariomycetes; Diaporthales; Diaporthaceae. The transcript is spliced from 2 exons.
AUGUCGGAGUUCAAAGAGCGGGCUGCACGCCCUGCCCAGGAUAACGACGACGCGUACUCGGGCAGCAGCUACAUGUCGGACGAAUACACCCUCCCGGGGGGCAGCGUGGACGACGAUGCCCGCAGCAUCGCCAGCGCCUCGUCGUAUGAGUCCUACGACUCCUUCUGCCCCCGCGAGCGCCUCCCCUCGUACCGCGUCCCCAGGGACCAGGGCACGUCGCAGCCCGUCUACGAGGCCUGGGUGCUGUGCAUGUCCCACGAGAACGACCACGAGGUCACGAAGCUGACGUCCUGCGGCUUCGACAUCCUGUCCGCCCACGACGAGGAGAGGCCCUUCGUGGUCUCCCGCACGGAGGCCUACGAGCAGCAGGAGCUGAGCGGCAUGACCCUCGCCUCUGUCAACAGCUACCACGCCGCCAACAAGCGCGGGUUUGCCGCGCGCCUCCUCCGCGGCAGGCCAAAGACGUACGAGCAGGACCUGGACGAGCGCCUCCGCAAGCUGCCCGUCUCUCUCCAGUCCAACCUCAACGGCCUCCUCCGCAACCGCGAGGAGGCCACCUCCAACCGCUUCCGCCGCCGCGAUUGGACCGUCGCCAUGAUGCGCGAGCAGUACCGCUACCGUUUCGCGAGCGCGGCGCCCGAGCCGGUCAAGAAGAAGGGCCUGUGGAAGGGGAAGGACUCCCGGCGGGUCGAGUACCUCUUCGUCAUCCGGGGCGCCGAGGGCAGGGUGGCCGCCGAUGACAAGGGCAUGUACCAGCCGCGGGAGUUUGGCAACCCCUGGAAGAGGGUCGACGAGGAGGAGAGGCAGCUGCGCGAGCGCUCCAAGGACAUCCGGCGAUUCGGCAAGGAGUGCGUCCGUGAUGGGUGGUUUCCCAGGCCCCGAGGGCGGUCGCUGUCUCCCAUGCCCAACGCCCCCGGUCCUGUGCCACGAUUCCAGGACUGUCCACCUCAACCCCGCGAGGUGGUCACGGUAUGUGAGCGCGGCAGGCCUUUCAGUCGCAGCCGAAGCCAGAGCCGCAGCCGCAGCCGCAGCCCAUCAUACCCACCUCCGAAGAACGAGUGUCUCCCUCACCUGAACCCAUUCGUGCCCCUGCCCGUGCCCAUGGGCGGCAUGCCUCCUCUGCCGCCUACGCCGGGGCCGUACCUGUGCCCGACGCCUGGUCGGUACAUGGCCCCCCCUUACGUGCCCGCAGGAAAUCAUCUUCCACCGUUCGCACUGCCUCCCUUUGAGCCCUGCAUGCGCUCACAACUCCACGGCCCACCGCACCCGAGCGACCUGGCCCCAGAGCCCUGCGAAUGGCCACAGCCCUACGCAAUCCCCCAGGCCUACGCAAACGCAGAGCCCCUCCCACGGGCCGACCAGCUCCCCAUCCCCAUCCCCAUCCCCGUGCACCACGCCGCCGCCGCCCCGUACCCCUUCGAGAUGUCCUCCCCGCCGCAGUCCCCGCGCGCAUCAUCCUUCCACUGCGUGGGAGGCGCCCCUCCCGCGGCGCCGCCGCCAGGGGGCUUCCCGACCAUGGAGGCCUGCCACCGUUUGUUUGACGCCGAAUUCGCGCAUGACAGUGACGACGAGGGCGACGAGGGCGAUGACGAAAAGACCGCCGCCGCCGCCGCCCAAGCCCAGCAACCUGACCACGCCGACCGAGUUCUCGCCCGCGUCGUCCCACCACACCGGGUCGACCGUGCAGAGCACGGACGGUGCCACGACGACGCCCGGGGGCCCUGGCAUGGAAGUCUUCUGGGAGUAGGGGCCCUCAUCAGAGCUUAA